Taeniopygia guttata (zebra finch) is the source of this 3013-nucleotide messenger RNA. RefSeq names its product IKBKB interacting protein (gene IKBIP). Lineage: Eukaryota; Metazoa; Chordata; Aves; Passeriformes; Estrildidae. The record is from RefSeq and is a predicted model, not a curated record.
GAACAAAGCCCCGCGCUGCCUCCCGCGCCGGCGCGGAGCCGCCGAGCCCGGCUGCGCUGCCGGGAUCGCUGCCCCGGCGGGCGGGCCCGGACGUGGCGCAGCGGGCGGCGAUGCGCCAGCCGCGGCCAGGGGAGGGGCCCCGGGACUGCGAACGUGGUGCCUGCGGGGCAGGGCGGCCCUGCCCGCCUCCGCCCCCCGCCCCUGAGGCCGGAGGAGCGCGGCGGCUCAGUGUGCUUCCUAGUACUGUGGCUCAAACAGCUCUAAACUACCUGCAUGACAGAUUGGAUUUUAAACAAUACCUUUUACCCCUGUACAUGACUAUCUUUCUCCUUUGCUUCUGCAUUUUAAAACCACAAAAUGUCUGAAGUUAAGCCGAGGAAAAAAGGUAUUUCUUCAUCCAAGACCAGUGAAGAUUCACAGAAGGCUGAGAAGCACAGUAAUUACGGGAAGCUGGCAAGUCCCAGGACCAGCAAUAAUCACAGUUCCUUUUGGAUGGACUCAAGGACAAGUUUGAGUGUCGUUUCCCUUGCUGUUUGCCUGGUGGUGAGCUGGUUUCUAUUUCAACAGUCAGGUCAAUUUUCUGAUCUGGAAAGAAAGUACAAUUUUUUACAUCAAGAAGCUGAAAAAAUCCUGGAUGUGGGAAAUAAAGUAAACUUAAUUUCUGAAAAGCUUGAGUCUUCUGAAAGUAUCCUGCGAGAAGCUGCCUCAUCCAUCUCUGUGAUGACUGAGUUUGGGCAGGAAAUAUCUUCUCUUCAUAACACCAUAAAUGAUAUUCAGAACAAUGAACAGACUCUAUCUCUAAAGAUGCAGAGCAUUAAUGAGAAGUUCCAAAAUGUUACAAAUUCCUGGAGAAGAAGUCUGGAUGAAAUGAACACAAAUGCUAGUGGUUUAAAAUCUGAAGCAAAGUUCAUACAUACAGAAGUUACUUCCAAAAUUAAUGAAGUUGACCAAAGAAUUAAAUCCCUUGCAGAAAGAGUAAGAGAUUUGGAAGACAGUACAGCCAGAAAUAUCAGAACACUAAAAAAGCAAGAAGAUGAUGAAUUCUCUAGAGUUGAACAAAAGUUGAACUUGGAUGCAAAGUCAGUUGAAAAGAUAGAAGAAGAACAGAAUAGUCUGGUAGCCAAGGACACAGACCUGAAUCAGAAACUUGCAAACUAUGAACCUAAAAUUGAGGAGUGCAAGAGCCAUUUGCCAACAAUUGAAAAUGCUAUUCACUCUAUUCUUAGGUUGUCAAGUGACUUGCUUGGUAUGGAGAAAAAGAUAGAGGACUUGAAGACACAGCUGUACGCUGUGGAAAAUGAUAUGCUGAAAACUGUUUCUGAUACAGUGGUGAUACAGAAGGCUCUUGAAGGCCUCCAGUCCAAUGGCAGCUUGUUCAAAGUGCAGCAUGAGCUAGCUGUUCUAGAAGCAGGGCCUGACAUUGCAGUAUCUUCAAAAGCAGAAGUAACUUUAGAAAGCUUUAACUUAGAAAAUGACCAGAAUGGGGAUAAGUGAAUUUGGUCUUAGGCUUUUCAUUGAUGAAAAAGCACUUUUUUUAUAAAGGAUUAUUUGCAGUUUAUUUAUUAAAAUAUCUUUUCUAUUGAAAAUAAUUUGAAGCCAGGUAUUUAGAUUUAAGGGGGGAAAAGUUAAUAUUUUUAGUUUGUUUUUAGUUUUCACUACUUAGUUUCUUUUGUUGUUACUUUGUGUAUUUUUUCCAUAGACUUGUAACACAGUGAACUGAUGAUUUGUGUUUUCAGAGGUCACAUUGGAAAGUCACGUAGCACUUUUUUGUAAUUUUUUGUUGUAAUAGAAGAAGUACUAACAUUUAUUAAGUAUACUGACAAGAAAAAAACAAAAUCUGGUUGUUUUGUAACAGAAAUUGAUUUCCUAGAGACAGGGUUUGCACUCAAAUUGAAUGUCAGAAUAGUAAGAUAUUUCAUUAAAGUAUAGCUUGAAUUUUGACAUUGAGUUGUUAAGCUAGAAAUAUUUUUGUAUCCCUCCAGUGUGAAAAGACUUGGAACUUAAUGAAACAGCUGGAAGAUCUUCAGAUAAUUUCUCACAUUAAAUAUCUGCAGGAAGAUAUUUAUACAAUGAAAACAUGGUCUAGCCGCAUAAUUAAAAAACAAGAAGAACUGGAGAAGAAUUUAACAAGCCUUUUUCAUGCAGUUUCAAGCACUGAACAGAACGCAGCUUCUGUAGCAAAAAACAUAACAUUGACAAUUGUGACAGUAAAAACUGACAUAAGGCGCAUUUCAGGCCUGGUCUCAGACAUGACUGCACUGACAGAUUCUUUGCAAACAUUAGAAGAUAAAGUAGAAAAAGGUGAAAAGACAACAGUAAAAAAUAUAGGUGACCUCCUUACCAGUAGCAUCGACCGAAGUACGAAAAUACAAAGCCUGGCAUCCAGUAACGCAAGAAAAAUCAAGCAAAUUAAGACAGCACUGUCUGAGUUAAAGAGCGAUUUUAACAAGCAUUCUGAUAGACUUUUGAAUCUUGAAGGUGACAGAGCAAAAGUUCUGAAGACAGUUGCAUUUGCAAAUGAUUUAAAACCUAAGAUGUACAGAGUUAAAAAGGAGUUUGCCAUCUUGGAGCCCUUAAUAAAUGACCUAACACUAAGAAUAGGAAGAUUAGUGGAGGAGGUUUUGCAACGGCAGAAAGAAAUUGCUUUACUGAAUGAGAAAUUGGCCAAUCUAACAAGAGUUCAAACUCAGAUCAAGGAUGUGAAAGAUGAAAUAACUAAGAGUUCAGAUAUUAAUUGAUCACUGAAAGGCCAUUGCCUAAAGAAUAAUGUUUGAGGAGUGUGAACUUCCAUCAUGUGUAGUACUGAGAAGGCAGACAAUAUUUAAAUGCUUCAUUUAGAAGCACACCUAAACCUGAAAUUUGUCCUAUUCUUUUGAACAGGACAGGAAAAAGUCAUACUUAUUUCAAGGGAGAAAUAAUAAUGUGAACAAAAAAUGUACCUCUCUGCAUGUAUUUUUCUUUCUGAAGAAUGAGAGACGCUAUAUUUAAUAAAUUGCUUGUUUUGUACAAUAAA